AUGGGCUUCGAGACCCUUCCAGAGCUCCAAUCGAAGCUUCUCCACACUUGGUGCUCCUCUCCAUUUGUCCACCCAGCUCCCCAGACCGGAGCUCAUAUAUAUCUCCUCCCGCCGUACAUUGCGCGCCCACCACAGCGAUCCGGAGCACGCCAGAAACCACGAGAAGCGAAGAAGCAAUCGGAGAGCAGAGGAGGGGCCCUGCCAACGACGACGGACCGAGGCAGCUGUGAGAGUGUGACCCCGGCGGAGGCGGCGAUGGUGGUGCUCACGGAGGAGUUCCAUGGCCUGUCGCUGAAGCGGAAGGGCGCCCACGAGCCGGGCCUCUUCGACGACGCCAGCGCCGGCGCCGACGACCGCUCCUCCGGGUUCUCGCCCUCCUGCCGCGCCACCAAGAUGCGGCGCCUCGCGUGUCCCGGCGGCCCCCGCGACGGCGACGACCAGGCCGCGGUGGGCGGCGCCCCGACGCCGGCGUGGGAGGACGACGUCACGAUGGGCGAGGGCGACGCGGCGGCGGCGGCGCCGUCUCCUUCGCCUGGCGCCGUUGAUAACGACGACGAGAGGGCGGUGGUGGUGUACGGUGACGGAGUCGGCAGCAGCAGCAGCAGCAGGCGGAUCGACGCCCCGCGCCUCCGCGCGGACUGGAUCCGCGCCAUGCUCCGGGAGGCGGACAGCAGGACGGUGCGGGAGCUGCUCGCCGGCGCUGCCUUGGAACGGGGCUGCGAGCCCGACCUCGCCCUGGCCGUCGUGCCGUGGGUGGCGCCGACGCCGGCGGCGGAGGAGGAGGUGGCCACCGAGGAGGCGUCGGACGGCGCGGCGGCGAUGGACGUCGAGGGAGACGUGGGGCAGGAAAGUCGGCCCUGGACCUGGACCGGCCAGGGCCAGGCGUACGGCGCCGUUGCUGGGGAGGGGUUGGUGUACCGGUGGCCGCAGCACUGCUGGGCAGCGCCGGUGGUGGCGCAGGCGAGCCCGGUGAUGUGGUCGUGGUGA
This is a messenger RNA of Miscanthus lutarioriparius, 987 nucleotides long. The record is from the annotation of a GenBank genome assembly. NCBI's taxonomy places the organism in Eukaryota, Viridiplantae, Streptophyta, Magnoliopsida, Poales, Poaceae.